AUGAUGACUUUCAUAGUUGCUGUCCUUGUGGCGUGUUUUGUUUAUUCCAAUAGUCAGGAGACUAAAUGCCUUUUCGAAGAUCCCACAGAAAAAAGCAUUGAUGGUUCAACAAGAGCCCAGACAAGUGAUAUUAUAGCGAAGAUCGAUGCUGCCUUGAAUGAAGAGACUGCUGUCAACAAUUCAGUGAACGAAAUAAUCGCUGAGAGAGUAGCACCCAUCGAAAAUAAAUAUUUUGCCCUUGACACUUGUCCAAGGACACUAGUAUUCGUCACAUCUGUUUACAUAAACGAUGAUGUGUGUUAUGUUGUUUAUCCGAGAAAACAAAGGGUGACAUAUUCAAUAUGCAGAGGAAGUAAUUGCUUCGGGAACACAUUUUACAAGAGUCAAUGUUUCACAGCCGGAUGGACCAAGCUAAGGUUUUGGGUGUGGUGUCCAAAAUAUGGCUUCCGAAUGAUUUACAGGUGGUACCCACAGUGCUGUUCCUGCUACAGAUGGCGAAGUUGCCUCACAACAGUAUAAAUGAAUGACAACAGUUACUCAUAACAUCUCUUUUUAUAUUAAAGUUCUCGUUUCUAUCAACCGUCUGUUAACAUUAGAUAUUAGUUGUUUCUCGUUUUCUUUGAAUAUGAAAAAAUUAUUAUAAUUCUAUUUAAAUAAAAUUUUCUCCCAACA
Messenger RNA from Saccostrea echinata, 672 nucleotides. RefSeq lists its product as uncharacterized. Bases 1 to 519 code for a protein of 172 amino acids. The transcript has 5 exons. The record is from RefSeq and is a predicted model, not a curated record. Lineage: Eukaryota; Metazoa; Mollusca; Bivalvia; Ostreida; Ostreidae.